CUAUAUAUAUGUAGAUAUAUAUAUUUACAAACGAUAAUAAAAAACAUGGUGCAAAGCUCAACAAAUUUUCUGUGGCGAGUUCUUAAGUUUCCGAGCCGCGCAGUUAGCAUGAAAAGAAUAUGAAGAAUUAUUGUAUUUCUAUUUGCUUUUCCGUUCGUGCUCGUGAUUGUGUUCGUGCUUGUGCUUGCUCAUUUUCUUUAACGGCGUAGCCAUGUGGAAAAUACACAACAAACUUUUAAUAUACUUACUCUGGAUUAUGGAAAUAAGAUUAGUAUCCAGCUUUACGUCUGUCAUGCUCUGCGGCCGUAUACCCGGUCUGACGAUGGGCCAACGUCAGCUAUGCAGCGAGAUGCCCGAUGCACUGAUCGCACUAGGUGAGGGUCAGCAGCUCGGCGCCCACGAGUGUCAGCAUCAGUUUCGUGGCCAUCGCUGGAAUUGCUCGGAGGUGUGGCAACGCAAUGUGUUCUCACAUGUUGUGCCAAUAGCUUCUAGGGAGGCCGCUUACACCUAUGCAAUAGCCAGCGCUGGUGCUGCCUAUGCAGUGACUGCAGCCUGCGCGCGAGGCAACAUUUCGCUCUGCGGUUGCGAUGUGCGGCACAAGACAUCGCCGCCGCCGGAGCCCUGGAAGUGGGGCGGCUGUUCGGCCGAUGUGGAAUUCGGUAUGCGUUAUACGCGCAAAUUUAUGGACGCACGUGAAUUGGAGCGAGAUUCGCGUACGCUCAUGAAUUUGCAUAAUAAUCGCGUGGGGCGCACGCUAGUUAAGAAGCUGCUGCGUACAGAUUGCAAGUGCCAUGGCGUCAGCGGCUCGUGUGUCAUGAAAACCUGCUGGAAAAGCCUGCCGCCCUUUCGCCUGAUUGGUGACAAGCUAAUGCAAAAAUAUCAAAAAGCCAAAACUGUGCAGGCCCUGAGAGGCAAACGUGGACUGAGAUUAGUAUUAAGCAGAAAGAAGCAUCAGAUGGCGCAGAAGGUCUCACUGAUGGUGCCCAAACGCAUGGAGCUGAUCUAUUUGGAGGCAUCGCCCAAUUAUUGUGAGCGCAGCAUUCAAACGGGCACGCUGGGCACAAUGGGUCGCAUUUGCAAUCGCACCGGUCAUGGCCCACAGAGCUGUGAUCUUUUGUGCUGUGGGCGUGGCCACAAUACACAGCACAUACAGCGAAGUCAGCAAUGCAGAUGCCAGUUCCAUUGGUGCUGUCAAGUGGAGUGCGAGGUGUGCGACGAGAGUUACGAAGAGUUCACAUGUAAAUAGAAAAUAUAGUUUGUCCGCAAUGAACAGACAGACAGACAGCUAAGCCAGUAAAAGAUGCAAAUGUUUCUAGUAUUACUUAGUUACGAAUAGUUCUUAAUGAUUCUAAUGUUUCUAGUAUUAUGCGAAAUUUCAUGUAUUACAGACACACACACAAACACACUC
This is a messenger RNA of Drosophila navojoa, 1408 nucleotides long. It is a transcript of the gene Wnt2, whose product is annotated as Wnt oncogene analog 2. Gene Ontology annotation, cellular component: extracellular region. Gene Ontology annotation, molecular function: cytokine activity; frizzled binding. Lineage: Eukaryota; Metazoa; Arthropoda; Insecta; Diptera; Drosophilidae. The record is from RefSeq and is a predicted model, not a curated record. Gene Ontology annotation, biological process: neuron differentiation; cell fate commitment; multicellular organism development.